This is a messenger RNA of Penicillium verhagenii, 1596 nucleotides long. Its product is annotated as putative amino acid permease. Bases 1 to 1596 code for a protein of 531 amino acids. Gene Ontology annotation, biological process: transmembrane transport. The transcript is spliced from 5 exons. Gene Ontology annotation, cellular component: membrane. Gene Ontology annotation, molecular function: transmembrane transporter activity. NCBI's taxonomy places the organism in Eukaryota, Fungi, Ascomycota, Eurotiomycetes, Eurotiales, Aspergillaceae. The record is from RefSeq and is a predicted model, not a curated record.
AUGGCGAACGACGGGAUUGAGAUGGGCAAUUUGCCUGUCAAGUCGGUUCAGAUGAGUGUGUCGCACGCUCGCUCAGGUUCUGAUGGGGGGUUUCAUGGUGGACUAUCGACCUCUAGGUCAAGUAGGAAAAAGAUGGAGAGGAGUUUUGGUUCACUCUCCAUCCUUUCAUUAUCACUCACCUUGCUAUCAUCGUGGGAAUCCGUCGCAAACAGCUUCGAGUCUGGCCUAGUCAAUGGCGGCCCAGCUGGUCUGGUCUGGGGCAUGGUGUUGUCAAUAAUUGGCACCAUGGCUAUGGCAUUAUCGCUAGCUGAACUGGCGUCUAUGUGUCCAAGAGCCGGAGCACAGUACCACUGGACCGCAAUGCUAGCACCGCCAUCAACUCGUGCAUUCAUUACCUGGAUGCAGGGCUGGAUCACGGUCUUUGGAUGGCAAGCUGCUGUCGCCAGUAUCUGCUACCUGCUAGCGACACAGAUCCAGGGAAUGGUGAUGCUCAGCAAUCCAGAUUAUAUCAGCAAACAGUGGCACGGAACGCUGAUCAUGUGGGCCAUCAUUGCUGUGGUGGGGCUUGUCAACAUUUAUGGAAUCAAGAUCCUACCCGCUUUGCAGAUGCUUGGUGGAAUCAUGCACAUCGUCUUCUUCAUCGCCAUUGUCGUCCCACUCGUGCUUCUGUCGCGUCGCAGUACCUCUGAGUUUGUAUUUACCGAGUUGAUGACGACGGAGGAAGGAUGGCAGUCCAAGGGCGUGGCUUGGUGUCUCGGCAUGUUGACGGUGACAUAUUGCUUUCUUGGAUUCGACGGUGCCAUUCAUAUGAGUGAGGAAGUGCGAAAUCCCGCAACGGUCAUCCCCCGUAUUCUAGUGCAGACGAUCGCCAUAAAUGGCUUCAUGGCCUUUGUCUUUCUUCUCGUCAUCCUAUUCUGCAUCGGCAGCGUCUCGGAAGCAUUGAACCCGCCCUAUAUUUAUCCAAUGAUCGGAAUCUUCAAACAGUCCACCCAGUCUGCUGGGGCAGCUACCGCCAUGCAGACCGCCAUCGCCCUCAUAGGCAUGGUGUCGAAUACCGGCGUGGUCGCAUCUGUAUCACGACUGACAUGGGCGUUUGCCCGCGACGGAGGACUGCCGUUCUCCAACUUCUUCUCCCACGUUGACCGCAACCAACGUGUGCCGAAACGAGCCAUCUACCUUGUUUGCGCCGCAGUCUUAAUUCUCUCGGUAAUCAACGCCGCCUCGGAGACGGCCCUGAGCGCCAUUCUUGCUCUUUCUACCAGCUCACUUUACGUAUCUUAUCUCAUUCCGAUCGUCCUGAUGAUCAUCCGCCGUGUGGAUACUAGCCGUGGGCCGAUCUCAUUUGGACCCUGGACCCUGGGCCGCUACGGUAUGGCGAUCAACAUUUUUGCGUUGGUCUUCGGUAUCUUCGUUUGCAUUUUUGUUCCAUUCCCUACGAUGAUCCCGGUUACAGCUGCAAAUAUGAACUGGUCAGGGCCUGUGUUCAUUGGGGUUGUCAUAUUGUUGGUUAUAGAUUGGACAUUCCGGGCUAGGAAGAAGUAUAUUGGGCCCAUGAAGGAUCUUUUAGAGACGGAAGCCAAGACUAAUAUUGCUUAA